GGAGAACCAGAUAAGUCAUGUGGCCACAUUGAAACAGAAUCCAGUACUUUUGGUGACUCGAAAGCAGUGGCUACAUGUAUCUCAGUUAAUAGUGAAGAAAGAUCAGAGAAAACGGUUCCAAUCUACUGUGGGGGUCGUCCUAUACCAGAAUGUGUGACUCAAACAUCCACCCUGUCUGACUGCACUGAAAAGGGAAUUAGGUACGUUGAUGAGACCAAUGACUUCAUUUUGGAGAUCCAAGAGGGAGCCAUUCCCGAAGGAGAGAGACUCACGGUUGAUGUGGGAGUGGCUCUCUUUGGCCCAUUCCAGUUCCCAGAAGGUCUCAGACCCGUGUCUCCUGUGUUCUGGGUCUGCGUUCGUGACAAUGGAAGAAAAUUCCAGUUCUCGAAACCAGUCACAGUCACUAUCCCUCACUUCCUUGAUCUUGACAAUGAGGAGGAAAUCAAAUUUCUGGGUCUCACUUUCCUUAAAGCAAACCACAACAAAAACACUGCAGGACUGUAUGAAUUCCAGCCAUUAACAGAGGGCAAAAUGGACUUUAACACUCUCAGAACACAUGGCACUCUUAAAACCUCGCAUUUUUGCAGUCUCUGUCUGGCUGCUAAAUUCAUCCCAAGCAGUACACAGUUUUGCAUCACAUCUGUUCUUCCACGUUGUCCAAGUCCGGUGGGUAAGAAUGUCGGGGGUUGUUUCUUUGUUACCUUUCUCAAUCUGAAGACCUGUCUCGAAAACGUUGACUCUCUUAUUAAUAAAAGGUACAGAGAGGGGUAUAAGACACAGAGGGUGCCUUUUAGGUUCAACACUGACACCCAAGAUCCUGCACUUGAGAUGAACUUUUCUCAACCGAAGCAUGGUCGAAUUGGAUGGAAAGGAAGGGACACGGUUUUUCAUAGCGAAGUGGAUUUCUUUGUUAAGGACGAUAUUUCUGAGGGGGAACUACAGUGUCUGCAGAGUGACGAGUUUUAUCCUCCGCGAUUUGAAGUGUUCUUUGCCUCUUUGAAGGAGAACGCAACACUCGGUGAUGGCCAGAUUACCUUCAGUGGAGCCACUAGUGGCAUCAAGUUCAACUUAGACUUGGACCUUCCUGACUUUACAAGUCCUCCUGUAACCCAUCCUGCAGCUGAAACCGAGGUAGUAUCACAGAUUGAGCUCAAGCUGCUUGUCAUAGAUGAUCUCCAGGAUGUUAGGUCGAAGCUCAUGGAAGUAGAAACGAAGUGGAGGGAUAUUGGACUAGAACUGGGACUAAGAGACCCUCAGUUGGAGACGAUACAUCAAGCUAACCAUCAUGACGUCACAAGUUGUUUCACUGCCAUGUUGAGGCAGUGGCUAAAUAGGGCUUACAACACCAGUCAAUACGGAGAGCCAACACAGCGAAGACUGAGUGAGGCUGUCUGUCAUAGAGCUGGAGGAAAAAAUCCUGCCCUAGCUGAUGAGAUCCUGUACUAAUGCUCAUAUUAUACAACUGCAACGAGUUGAC
Geodia barretti is the source of this 1477-nucleotide messenger RNA. The record is from the annotation of a GenBank genome assembly. NCBI's taxonomy places the organism in Eukaryota, Metazoa, Porifera, Demospongiae, Tetractinellida, Geodiidae.